Messenger RNA from Anguilla anguilla (European eel), 1942 nucleotides. Its product is annotated as fibroleukin. The transcript has 6 exons. Bases 139 to 1437 code for a protein of 432 amino acids. The record is from RefSeq and is a predicted model, not a curated record. NCBI's taxonomy places the organism in Eukaryota, Metazoa, Chordata, Actinopteri, Anguilliformes, Anguillidae.
UUGAAUCAAGGCGAUUGCAUGAUUUGGCGGCUCUUAUAAAGCUAUUCUGGAGAUUGCGGACAAGAUCCGACCCCCUGUGAGGUCCUGGCUGGUUGACCGCACGGCGGCACAGGGGUGGGCGGAGCCAGGUGAGGCAGGAUGACAUCGCCACUUCUGCGCCCCGCCCUCCUGUUGCUGGCGAUUUGGAUUGCCUGCCUGGCGGCGGACGAGAAUGACACCGAUCACCACGGCAACACGCAUCGCAUCGGCACCGGUGGGUCCGCCAACUGUGGCGAGUAUAGCAACCAGGCCACGGCCGAUGGGCAGUGCCACCUGGAGGCCACGCUGCCACAGCUGGGCGAGCAGCGCUGUCCGGACAUGUUCCGCUGCACAGACGAGGUGUCCUAUUGGCUGCACGAAAACGAGGAGAGGAAGCAGCAGAUCCUGGCGCUGAAGGAGACCAUUUCUGAGCUGCAGGAGGAGCUCAGGAACCACCGUCACCGUGUCAAAGUCCUGGAGCUGCAGAAUGAAGAGAAGAAUGGGCUGAACUCAUCUCUGGAGCAGCGCUUCCGGGAGCUGGAGAGACAGCACGCAGAGGCCAGCACGCUGCUGCACUUGCAUGCCUCUCUCAUCUACGACAUGCAGACGCGGAUACACAACCUGUCCGUGCUGGUGGAGAAGGUGCGCAAGAACCCUGGCUGCAUGAUCAACAUCAUCCGCAGCAGCCCCUUGAUGAGCACCCAAGAGGCCCUCCACCCAGAGGUCCAGCAUGUGAGAAACUGUCCCAUCGACUGUGCCUCCAUCUAUUACAAUGGGGUCCGCCGGUCAGGGCUCUACACCGUGGUGCCAUCGCUGGGAGCCAUGCCUGUAGAAGUCUUCUGCGACAUGGAGACUGAAAACGGUGGUUGGACCGUGAUCCAGCGACGGCAGGACGGCACGGUCAACUUCGACCGCAGCUGGAGAGAGUACAAGGACGGCUUUGGGGACCUGCACACCGAGUUCUGGCUGGGCAACGACAACAUUCAUGAGCUGUCUAGGCAGGGGGACUACAGCCUGCGCAUCGACCUGGAGGACUGGACCGGCAAGCACAAGCACGCCCUCUACGAGAGCUUCAGCAUCGAGGAGGAGGCCAACCACUACCGUCUCCAUGUGAGCGGGUUCAGCGGCACUGUGGAGGACUCCUUCUGCUGGUACCACGACAAGCAGGACUUCAGCACCUCUGACAUGGGCAACAUCUGUGCCCAGAUCUCACAUGGCGGAUGGUGGUACAACCAGUGCUUCUUUGCCAACCUCAAUGGGGUGUACUACAAGGGUGGUCGUUACUCUCCCAGAGGGCAGAGCCCACUGGGGCCAGAUGGCAUUGUGUGGUACACCUGGAAGGACUCGGACUAUUACUCCCUGAAGAAGGUCAGCAUGAUGAUUCGCCCACGCACUUUCCGCCCUCGCCUAUCUCCAUGACGACCUAUGGGCACAGAAUCUUGCCAUUUCACUCUUCAGGUAGAAGGGGGUCGAUGAUGUAAGAGCCGUGGGAGGGGCUUCAGUGUGGCAGGGAAAGGUUGUCAUUGAGCAGGUCUGAACUGACACUCCCAAUGGUCAGUCAGCCAAUCAGCUCAUUUUGUGCUCAUUUUUACUCCAGAAAAGAAAGCAUACAUACACACCAGAACGUGUGGGCCAAAUGUACUAUAUACGGCAUUGUCAAGGUCUCUCUUUGGUCUCCCGCUCACCAUUCAAGUCACUCAACUUUCUGUUAUAUCAAUUUUAUCUGUGCAAUUUAAAAAGUGGUGGCAAGGAAAAUUGUAUAUUUGUGGUAAUGAAAGUGCUAUGUGCAAUAUUUUCUUUUUUUACUGGUCUAAAUAGUGAUUAUGAAUGGCAAAGAGCAAGUGGGUUAAAAUCAAGAAGUACAUCAUAAAAUAUGCAUUAUGAUAUUGUAAAAUCAAAGCAAGGCCAAUCUUUUAAAACAAAA